CAUUAAAAAUGUAUCUAGCUAACGUUAGCUAUAGCCAUUUUACUUGGUGCAUUUGGUUGUUGUAAGCCGAAGUAAAAUAAUGGUUAAGCAGCUAGGAAAGGAUUUGGAUGGGAUCAUUGGGGUGUAUGUAAUUUUGUGUCACGAGGGUGCUUGUUGUGUUGUGUACUGACAGACGGUGGGGAGGUAUCACUUGGGUCUUGCCGCUGUCUGUUUACCUAGCCAACUGAAUUUGCAACACCAGCAUAGACACAUUGGGAUGUCCAUGAAGCAAGUUCAUCGGGCCUGAUCAUGGACCGCCGACAAUGCUAGGGCUACCAUGGGCAGCGUCACACUGCGCUACUUCUGCUACGGUUGCCUCUUCACCUCUGUGACCUGGUCCGUCCUGCUCUUCCUCUACUUCAGCCUGAGCCAGGACAGCGGCCGGCCCUCCUUCAGGAAUGUGCCCAUCCAGGGGCCCCAGGCCAAACGCUUCCAAUCACGCUUCACCAGGAGCCCUGGAGGAGGCCACGAGCAAGGCAUCAAGGCAGUCCCUGCAGCAAGAGGCAACAAAAAGGCCGAUCUCUCUCCGGAGAUGGGUAUGAUUUUUAAUGAGCAAGACCAGGAGGUUCGAGACACGGGCUAUCACAAGCACGCUUUCAACGUACUCAUCAGCAAUCGACUGGGCUUCCACCGAGACCUCCCCGACACCAGGGACGACAGGUGCCGAGAUGGGAUCUAUCCUUUGUCCCUCCCCACGGCCAGCGUAGUGAUCUGCUUCUUCAACGAGGCGUUCUCCGCCCUGCUGCGCACCGUGCACAGCGUCCUAGAUCGCACGCCAGCCUACCUGUUGCAUGAGAUUAUACUGGUGGAUGACAGCAGUGAACUCGCGGACCUAAAGGAAGACCUGGACAGCUAUGUCCAGCUCAACCUCCAGGGCAAGGUCAAGGUGGUCCGCAACGAGAAGAGAGAAGGACUGAUCCGAGGGAGGAUGAUAGGGGCCUCUCAUGCCACAGGGGAGGUGCUGGUGUUCCUCGACAGCCACUGCGAGGUAAACGAGGCGUGGCUACGGCCCCUGCUGGCGCCCAUCCAGCGGGACCGCAAGACGGUGGUGUGUCCCAUCAUCGACAUAAUUAGCGCCGACACGCUGGCCUACAGCCCCUCCCCCAUCGUCCGGGGGGGCUUCAACUGGGGCCUGCACUUCAAGUGGGACCCUGUGCCCGCCUCAGAGCUCACCGGCCCCGACGGAGCACUGGGCGCCAUCAGGUCCCCCACCAUGGCCGGUGGUCUGUUUGCCAUGGACAGGAAGUACUUUAACGAGCUGGGCCAAUACGACAGCGGCAUGGACAUCUGGGGCGGCGAGAACCUCGAGAUCUCCUUCCGGAUCUGGAUGUGUGGGGGCCAGCUCCUGAUCGUUCCCUGUUCGCGGGUUGGUCAUAUAUUUCGUAAACGGCGGCCCUACGGGUCACCCGGAGGUCAGGACACCAUGGCCCACAACUCCCUGCGCCUGGCCCACGUAUGGAUGGAUGAAUACAAGGAGCAGUACUUCAACCUGCGGCCGGAGCUCCGGGAACGCGCCUACGGUGACAUCAGCGAGCGGCAGGCGGUGCGCCAACGGCUGCAGUGCCACUCUUUCAAGUGGUACCUGGACACCAUCUACCCCGAGAUGCAGGUGGCCUCCACACACAACAAGCCUCAGCAGCCUGUGUUCGUCAACAAAGGUCUCCGCCGGCCCAAGGUGCUGGAAAGAGGCCGGCUGCGGAACCUGCAGGCUGACAAGUGUCUGGUGGCUCAGGGGAGGCCAAGCCAGAAGGGGGGUGCCGUGGUGCUGAGGGCCUGUGACACACACAACCUAGAACAGGAGUGGGCCUAUGAUGAGGAGCACGAGUUGAUCCUGACUGACUUGCUGUGUCUGGACAUGUCCGAAAUCCGCUCGUCUGACCCGCCCCGUCUCAUGAAGUGUCACGGCUCAGGAGGCUCCCAGCAGUGGACCCUGGGGAAGAGCAACCGGCUAUAUCAAGUCUCAGUGGGCCAAUGCCUGGCCGUGGUCGACACAAUCAGCCCCAAGGGAUACGUUACCAUGGCGAUCUGUGAUGGCUCUCAGUCCCAGCAGUGGCAGUUGGAGGGCUGAUGUUGAUACGCCACGACUAGUAACGUUCCAGACAUUGACUGCCCCCCUCUGGAUGGAGGGGGAAUACUGCACGCUGCUGCUGUGACAAGGAAAUGGGGAUGGAACUAAUUAUACGGACUGUCUUCUUGAAGACUUGGAGAACGAAUUUUGUUUGUCUUCAGAACUGGUUCCAGCCCCCCUGAAGUGCACAGAGUAAGUACACUGUAGUCUCAACUGCAUUUGUAUGACUUCCCCCUAUUGAAAAUUAGUACUCCAUUCUUUUCCCUGAGAACAAUCUAUUCCUUGUCCUAUGUUUUAGAAUGUGAUUUAAAAAAAAUUGUACAAUCAUGUUUAAAUGAAUUUUAUCAAAUUUGCACAGCAGUCUUGCAUUAGACAAUUAAUAUUGUGUAAGUCCCAAAAAAGUGUUUACUAAGAACUUUGGACUACCAGUAUUAGGACCCUGGUUUUAGAAUAAUUUUAUUCUGUACUUAUUACAAUCUGUUAUUUAAGUGGAAUUGGCAGCGUUUUAACUACUUUUCAGAUAUGAAACAGACAAUCAUCAGUCAACAAUAUCAAAACCAACUUUAUAAAGGUUUAUGACUGAAAAUUCCAUGACGUACAGUAAGCCAUUGUUGGCAGAAUAGCUGGAUGCAGUUCAAUGCAUGAAUUACUAUAAUUCACCAAUACCAGAAAUACUGCUAUCAGACUGUAAAUCACAGCUGGUCUGCUACACUAUAGUUUGCUGCAUCCACCCAAUCAGGAUGCACUGUUAGUUUCAAUGACUCAAUAUUUUGGACAAAAAUGGAUGAAUGUAACUCAGGCUGGGAAUGUCAAUACAAUCAACCUGGCGUAUCUAUUUAUUUAGCAAGCUAAAAACACAGAGCCUAACAUUUGGAAGAUGUCAUGCCAUUGGAGGAGUGGGUGACCCAUUGUUGCCAUGUUUGCAGUUUUACCUCCACUUUGAAAACGAUGUUGUGGGUGAAAAUGUAUUGGUUGUGGGUUUUUGGGCUAAGUUGCACUGCGGCUGCCAUGGCAUUUCUCUUAAAAAAUGUUUUUUGCUGAGACCUGCUGCUGACUGUCAGGCAGUGAGGCAGGCUGUUGCUGAGUGAGUGGUGGGGAGGACCAAAGGAGUGUGUGUUGAGAGCACUAGAGUUAUUGGCUGAGUCACGUGAGCAAGAGGAGAGCGAGCAGCACGUGCGCUCGUUGUGGCAACUUUUUACCAGUUGUAGGUAGGUAAUUACGUUUUCAUUAUGGAAACACCUUUUUCCAUAAAACAUUAAUGUGCUAGAACUGAUGCAAAUCAAGAAAUAAUGCACACAAAGCACUGGAAAAAGACUGGGCACAUUACAUAUAUUCGCUCCGAAGUGGUUUAAACUGCAUUCCAAUGUUGACUGCUUAAAGACAACGGUAUCAAGCGAAGUGCUUUAUGCAUGCUCAGUUCUUGGGUCUCAGGGGCUGCCCGGGUGGAAAUUUGAAAUGGAAGUUAUGGAACUCUCUCACGUAGUUCUUUUUAUGGGGAAAAGUUCUCAAUGAAACUGACAAGCUAAAUGCAGAGAAUUAUACAUUUGCUUCUGUUGGAGUGCCUGGACACAGCCGUGGUAUAUUGGCCAUAUUGCUAUUAUAAACUGGUUACCAACGUAAUUAGAGCAGUAAAAAUACAUGUUAUGUCAUACCCGUGGUAUUCAGUCUGAUAUACCAUGGCUUUCAGCCAAUCAGGGCUCAAAUCACCCAGUUUAUAAUUACAGUUAGAAACCUGGUUUGAGCCCUGAAAGCCGUGGUAUAUCAGACCAUAUACCAUGGGUAAAACAAAACAUUGGUGGGUAUAUAGCGGUUAACGGCUCUGCGUUGUCUUGCAUAAGAACAGCCCUUAGCCCAUAUACCAUACCCCCUUGUGCCUUAUUGCUUAAUCCAAGCUGUCAAACGUGUUAAAUUGACAUCCAUUGAUAAAUUCUAGCGAGUUUAAGGGCCAAUUCUUUUCUCUUGCCACAUACAAAUUUUGUUCUAAUGUCAUUACAAUUUACUAUGAUAGUCCUUCUUAAUUGGCUCAAUAGCAUUAUGGAAAAAUGGUUUAUUGUAUAGAUAUGGCAACUCCUCUCGCUGAAAAAUGUUUUGCUACUUUUCAGGCCUUUUGGGAGGGUUUUGAGUGGUCAUUGGGCUAGAAAUGUUUUUGUGACCUUUUUCCCCGCAUCAUUUUUUUGUGGCUAGGGAUGCAGGUGUCAUUUGUUAAGCAAGCAUGAAAUGUGAAUCGCUUUGCGAGUUAGCUAGGCUGUGCUUGAACGGCUCCAGUUAGCCAGAGAUAUGCUAUCUACUCCAAUUUCAGAGCACUCUUGUCUGAGUGUGCCAUAGCGCAGAAUAACUGAGGAAUUUAUGAAUGAGCAGUCAGUAAAAAAAACAUUGUCAGCAACACUUUAGAUAA
Salmo salar (Atlantic salmon) is the source of this 4502-nucleotide messenger RNA. Its product is annotated as polypeptide N-acetylgalactosaminyltransferase 11. The record is from RefSeq and is a predicted model, not a curated record. NCBI's taxonomy places the organism in Eukaryota, Metazoa, Chordata, Actinopteri, Salmoniformes, Salmonidae. Gene Ontology annotation, molecular function: Notch binding; polypeptide N-acetylgalactosaminyltransferase activity. Gene Ontology annotation, cellular component: Golgi apparatus. Gene Ontology annotation, biological process: protein O-linked glycosylation; regulation of Notch signaling pathway.